AUGAAAGUUUCCAAUUGCCUCAACAUCCUUGCGGCCUUGGGCCUUGCUUCAGCGUCUCCUCUCGAGAAACGCGCGAGCCGCACAAGCCCUCCAAGUGGAUGUAAGGUUGUGCGAGGAUCCGGGACACUGUCUGGCGAGUACUCGACUUUGGGUGCCGCAAUAACUGCUCUGGGAACAUCGUCGACAGCCUCAGCAUGCAUCUUCAUCUACAGCGGUACAUACACUGAACAAGUCGUCGUUCAGUACAAGGGCGCACUCACCAUCUACGGCUACACUACAGACACUGGUUCCUACAAGAGCAAUGCUGUAACAAUAACCCACAAGCUUUCCAGUCCAGAUGCAGGCUCGCUCGACGCCUCAGCCACACUCAACGUCAAGUCCGCAUCCUUUGCACUAUAUAAUGUCAACGUAGCAAACACCUAUGGCCAAGGUGCCCAAGCUGUAGCUCUCGCCGCCAACGGCAACAAACAAGGCUACUACGGCGUCUCCUUCAAAGGCUACCAAGACACUCUCUACGCAAAGUCCGGCGACCAGUACUACUCCAACUGCUACAUGGAAGGCGCCGUAGACUACAUCUUUGGCGACGCUAGUGCCUGGUUCGGAGAAUGCACCAUUGCCAGCAACGGCGGUGGAGCCAUCACUGCGACUUCGCGAGAGACGAGCAGUGACACGGCGUGGUACGUUUUCGAUCACAGCACGAUUACUGCUGCGUCUGGCGCUAGUGUAAAGGGCACGGUAUACCUUGGUCGUCCGUGGCGCGUCCUCUCGCGCGUUAUGUACCAGAACAGCGUUCUCACCAAUGUCGUUAACGCUAAGGGUUGGACGGAGAUGGCUGAUGGAGCUACACCGCUGUACUACGAGUACAAUAACUCGGGUGAUGGCGCGAGCACUUCGGGCAGGAAGUACCUGUCCGCAUCGAGCGCUGCGGUUACCAAGGCCCAGAUCUGGCCUAACUCGGGAACAGAUUGGAUCGAUAAGUCAUACUAG
Messenger RNA from Didymosphaeria variabile, 987 nucleotides. RefSeq lists its product as uncharacterized. The coding region runs from base 1 to 987 and encodes 328 amino acids. The transcript has 3 exons. The record is from RefSeq and is a predicted model, not a curated record. Lineage: Eukaryota; Fungi; Ascomycota; Dothideomycetes; Pleosporales; Didymosphaeriaceae. Gene Ontology annotation, biological process: cell wall modification. Gene Ontology annotation, molecular function: pectinesterase activity.